Molecule: messenger RNA, 1693 nt
Organism: Trachymyrmex septentrionalis
Lineage: Eukaryota; Metazoa; Arthropoda; Insecta; Hymenoptera; Formicidae
Gene: Rab9
Product: ras-related protein Rab-9B
Exons: 3
Coding region: 576-1286 (236 amino acids)
Biological process (GO): retrograde transport, endosome to Golgi
Cellular component (GO): late endosome; phagocytic vesicle; lysosome
Molecular function (GO): GTP binding; GTPase activity
Source: RefSeq, a predicted model, not a curated record
GGAUACCGAUACCGUUGGAGACGCAGGAAUGCUUUAUCGUUGUUGAUAAUCGCGUCGCCCGUGAGUGUCGCGAUAAAAUAAAGGACAUUUUUCGUUCUUACUCUCAACGCGACAGUUGAAUUAAAUCACGGAAACGAAAAUAGACUCCAGUUCAUCCUGCUGAACGGUCUUUCGUUCGCCGAGGCUUCGAAAUUCGAGAUAUCGACGAGAUAUUCGCCGCUGAUCGAGUCGCGAAAUCAAGGUUAUGCAUCGAAAUCGAGAGAAUAAAGAUGUCAAGAUACUCUUGCUAGCUAUUUGAUGUAAGCAAGAGUGACAAGAAGAGAGGAAAGGAGGGAGAUAUCUCACAGAUAAUACGUGAAAAGGCAUUAUGUUACGAUACAUAAUUUGACGGGCUCGGAAAAACUGAAGAGCUCCCAGCUGAUCAGAGAAACUAUAAGAAUAAUAUUCGAUUAGACUUAAAUGAAUGUUGAGUACACACACGUUGGAAAUAAUUGUUGAAACUUACUUCGUGUUAAGAUAGAUAUUAAGAUAGAUAUUGGGAGGAGAGAAUAAGCCUACAGAUAUCAAGUUAGAAAAUGUUGGCAAACAAUUCAACAGUGAAUAUAGGCAGAGGCAGCAAUAGUCUUCAAAAUCGAAACUCGCAGAGAUCCACUCUCUUGAAAGUGGUGAUUCUUGGAGAUGGUGGUGUUGGAAAAUCCUGCCUUAUGAAUAGAUUCGUGUCAAAUCAUUUCGACGAACAUAGUUUUCAUACCAUCGGAGUAGAGUUUCUGAACAAGGAUAUCGAGAUCAACGGCGAGGCAUAUACAUUGCAAAUAUGGGACACAGCUGGACAGGAGAGGUUCAAAACUCUCAGAACACCAUUUUACAGAGGCUCAGACAUUUGUCUGCUUACUUACGCGGUAGACGAUAAGACGAGUUUUAAAAAUCUCGCGCUAUGGAGAUCUGAAUUUCUUAAGUAUGCAGAUGUUCAGGAGGGUUCUACUUUUCCAUUUAUUGUUGUUGGCAAUAAGGUGGAUGUUCCUGAAUCCGAGAAACAAGUUUACAUGGAAGAAGCUCAAGCUUGGUGUUCAGAGAAUGGUAAUCCUCCGUUAGUUGAAACAUCAGCAAAAGACGCCACUAAUGUCGAGGCAGCUUUUGGGGCAGCGGUUGACGCAUGGGCGCGAUUGGAAGCUAGAUUAGAGCGGCCUUUAGUGGAAGACACUGUCGAUCUCUCUAAACAGCAGUCCCAGCAUCGUACGAGCUGCUGCAUGUCUAUUUCCGGCACUGAGUCUAACAAAGUAAUUUGAAGAGAAUCUCUUGCCUCUGUCUACAAUACUCUCUUCAUUAUAUGGUGAACUUUCUUUAUUGACACUGGAAUUGCAUCAGUUGUGCAUACAUGGGAUAUUAUGUUUAAAAUUUUUUACUUAGAAAACCAAUUAGGAUCUUCAAAGAAUAUAUGGACUGCAUAAGAUAUUAUUAGCAAUGAAUAUGCGAUUUUUUUAUUGGCUGGCUUAUAUUCUUUUUCUUAUGAAUCUUAAAAUACUCAUGCCACAAAAAUCGUAUAUAUGACAAAUAAUAUAUUGUGAUUAAUCUUUCCAGAAUACAACCUAAGAUAUAAGAUCAGAUUAAACGUCCUUAUUCUAUCAACGCUUUGUGCAGCUUUUAAGCUACUGACAGUAUUUUAAGUGUUUAAUACACUAUUGGCUUGUGAUAA